AUGACCAAAACAAUCAAAAAUUUAUGUAUCCUUCUUGUUAUUUCGUCGGCAACAGCAAAUAUGACCCUACAAGAAAAACAAAUAGAAAAUGCUUUAUCUGAAAUUGUGGGCGAUCAACCACCCCACGAUCUUACCUUAAAUCAUAAGGAAGAGUCUCUUUACGACAUGCUUGUUGCCAGUGUUAGAGCAGGUAGAGAGAGUCACUUUGAGCUUGAUCAACUGGAUGUGCAUACUGAGACAAAUCAAUCUGGACACGAUCACCACAUUCAUAAUAAUGAGGAGCAUAAACAUCAUAAUAUGAGGAGUCAUGAUCAUCACACCAUGAAGAUGUGGUUUCAUUGGGGGUUCGAUGAAGUUGUGCUUUUUGAUUUCUGGAGAAUUGAUGAUAAAAAUGGAAUGGUUCUUUCGUGUUUACUAAUUUUCGUCAUGGGUGCAGUUUAUGAAGGAUGGAAGAGCUUUGAGGGAAGAUUUCAAGGAUAAUAAUGCUAGCUCACCACUGGUGAACCACUCGAGAAGUACCACCCCAGAAGUUAGACAUCCCGGGCCAUUGUCAGUUGUGCGGUUGACUCAAGCUGUGCUCUACAUUGUUCAGCUGGUCUUUGCAUACUGGUUGAUGCUGAUUGUUAUGACAUACAAUAUUUGGCUCACGCUCGCGGUAAUUCUCGGAGCAGGAUUUGGGCACUGGAUUUUUGCAGUUCUUCAUUUUGCCAACCCAAAUGGAGAAGCUGCAGAUUCCAUUGCUACUGAUGCUUGUCAUUGA
Caenorhabditis elegans is the source of this 760-nucleotide messenger RNA. NCBI's taxonomy places the organism in Eukaryota, Metazoa, Nematoda, Chromadorea, Rhabditida, Rhabditidae. The record is from the annotation of a RefSeq genome assembly.